Molecule: messenger RNA, 1551 nt
Organism: Lodderomyces parapsilosis
Lineage: Eukaryota; Fungi; Ascomycota; Pichiomycetes; Serinales; Debaryomycetaceae
Gene: MET4
Product: Met4p
Exons: 1
Coding region: 1-1551 (516 amino acids)
Biological process (GO): regulation of transcription by RNA polymerase II
Cellular component (GO): Cbf1-Met4-Met28 complex; nucleus
Molecular function (GO): RNA polymerase II transcription regulatory region sequence-specific DNA binding; DNA-binding transcription activator activity, RNA polymerase II-specific
Source: RefSeq, a predicted model, not a curated record
AUGAGUGAGGAACUUACGUCGUCGGCGUUGCUAGAGCAACUCGUGUAUAUUGACAACUACAUCAACGGGACACAACCAAAUACCGAUAGCUCAACUGCUACGCCAAAUAUUGAUGUUGAUGGACAACUAAGUCUAGAUUUGGCUGCAUUUGCUGAUGAUUCAUUUAUAUUCCCUGAUGAAGACAAGCCAAAGCCAUUGUACGAUCACGAAGAUGAUGGGGAAGACGAUGGCGAAGAAGAAGAUGUCGAUGAGAUUGGCCAAGCUGAAGGUGUCCGACGCAGAAUAGGUGACAAGAAACGCAACAAGGAUGCAAAUUUUGCUAGUUCGGGAAACAAUGAUGGAUUGAAUGGAUGGAAUAUACACGAGUUUAACAGCUCCAAUUUGGUGCCUACUAUCAAACAAGAACCCGAAGUAGGGAGCUCGCAUCUGUAUUUCAGAAAUCUUAAUGGUGAGGAUGACGAUGGCCAUGAGGAUAGGUUGAACGAGUUCAAUUUGUUGCUGAGCCAUGCCAACAAUGGUGAUACAGGUCUACCUCAUGGAUUGAUGGAUGCUUUCCACAACAGUAGCAAUAAAAACAUCACAAACGGCAAAAACAAUGAUGUACAUGGUCAUGAUUUGGAUACUCAACAUCAGCAUCAUCAUCAUCGCCAUGUGCAACCACACAAGUUGUUAAGUUUGAAUGAAUUGCCCAAGUUCCCGGUGCCACCUGGCGCAAAAAAUUCAUUGGUUAGUGCUGGCUUAUCACUGAAUCAAAUUGAUUUGUUGAGUGCAUUGAUUGCCCAGCAUCAGACUAACUUGGGUAAAACGAUUUCACAACAACAACACCGAGGAUCGGCAGGGGAACCCAAUGAUGAUGGUGAUUUGGGCGUAGAAACAAUAAAUAGUUUUAUGGUGAAACAGCAACAACAACAACAACAACAACAACAACAGGCACCAGUAUCAUCAACAUCAACGUCAUCGAACUUGCCAUUAAACAUGGCUCCAAUUACUCCAAACGCAGCAGCAUCACUAUCACCAGCAGAUGUUCCAACACGCCAACUAAACGCUUCAUUUCAACUUCCCUCACAAGGGAACCCACAUGCAUCCUUAUCAUCAUCAACAGCAACAGCAGCAGCAGCACAAACCAAUUCAGGUUUACAACUACUAACAAGAUCACGUAAUCCAAGCGUCACAUCGUUCAUUGAUCCUAGCUUACAACAACAACAAUCGCAACUGCAACGAAAUGGAUCAGUGAGUGGAGCAUACGUAGCAGCUGCACCAUCAUCAGUAACUACAGCCAGUUCCAAUAUGAGUCUGCCUGACGCAGCAGAACUCGACAAGAAACGUCGCAACACUGCCGCUAGUGCACGAUUCAGAAUCAAAAAGAAGAUGAAGGAACAACAAAUGGAAAACAAGAUUUCCUCAUUACAAGACAUGAUAUCAUCAUUGGAGAAUAAAUUGAGUCAUUUGGAAAUGGAGAAUAAAUUGUUGCGUAAUUUGAUUAUUGAAAAGGGCAGUCAAAAGAGUGAUGAUGAGUUGAAGUUGUUGAAGGAGAAGGCCAAACAAAGGUAG